AUGCCGCGGGAUAAUGAAAAUUCCAGCGAUCUGGUGCCGCUGUACUAUUACGAAGGGGAGUAUCUUUUUGCCCACGGUACGUCCUUUGGCGUACACCUUUUAGACAGCGAUCACUUCAAGAUUGAUCUGGUGUCGCGUUAUCGAUUUGAUCGAAUCGAGGAUUCCGACGAUCCCUUUUUUGAAGGCGUAAACGAGCGGCGCCAAUCCCUGGAUUCGGGUCUAUCGGUCACCUGGAAAACACAAUGGGGUGAGUUGUCGACGUCUGCGGUACACGAUUCGCUUGACCGUCAUGGUGGGUCUGAGGUUGAAGUGACCUAUCGAUAUCCCUGGCGUAACAACAAAUGGCUGGUGACACCUUUCAUCAGCUAUGUUUACCAGGACAGCACCCUCGCUGACUACUAUUACGGUGUGUCUGCAGAGGAGGCGAGACCUGACCGGCCAGCCUAUGAAGCGUCAAGUGCCAGGUCCGUGCGGCUCGGCGUGGGUACAACGUAUAAGGUCAACAAGCGGUUUGUCGUCUUUGCAAAUGCUGCACAUGAGACGUUGGACAGCACCGUCAAAGACAGCCCUCUGGUAGAUGAGGAUUCCCUGACGUCGGCUUACCUCGGCUUUGCGUAUCAGUUUGGUAAUACUCUCAACGAGAAUCAAUUUACCGGCGAUAAGGCGCGCUUUGGCGAGUGGUCCUGGCGAAUUAACUAUGGCUACACCGCAGAAAAAACGUUUCUCAAGCUGCACAACGGUGCCGUCGAAAAGCACGAUGAUAUUGAUACAGACCUUGCCGGUCUCACCUUCGGUAAGUUGCUUAGAGACGGCAGAAAGGUUGAAAUGUGGGGCAAGUUCUCGGUCAAUCGGCGACUUGAAAACGAUUUGCAGGAUGACUUCUGGGAAUACAAUACCUACGUGAUGGCGAUGGGUGUAACGCUGGUGCAUCGAUCCGGUAUUUUUGCCAGUUCAGACAUUCUUAACAAUGUGUCCGGUGGGUCGGACGUGCUCACUGGCCAUGUGGCCUAUCUGGGUGCGGCAAAUGCUGCCCGACACUUCCAGAAUGAUGAGCACCUGCAAACGUAUUUCGAAGAAGCUGUGGCCUACGCGAUGUUUCCCCGGGUCUAUCGCGCCGGCGCAGGUUAUGGCGCGGCGUAUGGACAUGGUUGGGUUUUCCGCAAGCAAGGUGCGCCUAUCGGCAAGACCAGAGUCUGGCAGUUCAGUGCCGGGCCGCACAUGGGUGCCCAGUUCUAUGAACAGAUUAUUUUCUUUAAAACAGAAGAGGCGUUGGCUCUUUUUCAGGCCGGCACGCUUGAAUUUGCAGGGCAGGCCAAUGCAACUGUUGGGGUGGCCAAUGUGUCAGCCACUCCGGCUUAUAACGAAGGGGUUGCGAUUUUUACUAACAUUGGUGGUGGGUUGAUGUUAGAAGGCAGUAUCGGUGGACACUUGUACAACUAUCGCGCGGUGCAGUAG
Molecule: messenger RNA, 1455 nt
Organism: Symbiodinium pilosum
Lineage: Eukaryota; Dinophyceae; Suessiales; Symbiodiniaceae
Source: the annotation of a GenBank genome assembly